This is a messenger RNA of Dicentrarchus labrax (European seabass), 1465 nucleotides long. RefSeq names its product F-box only protein 39-like. The transcript has 6 exons. Gene Ontology annotation, molecular function: protein binding. The coding region runs from base 1 to 1398 and encodes 465 amino acids. The record is from RefSeq and is a predicted model, not a curated record. NCBI's taxonomy places the organism in Eukaryota, Metazoa, Chordata, Actinopteri, Moronidae.
AUGGAUGAGGAGUUUGUCCCACUUCGAAACAGAGAAAACUGCAGUCAGGAGGAUGGUUUUGCUGGAGCUGAUGAGGACAGCGUAGAAGAGAUGGAAGAAGAGGAUUCAGAUCUCAGUGAUGAAGGUUAUAAGUGUGGCUCAGAGGGGGAGAGCGGCUGGGGGUCACUUCCUGAUGUGUGUUUGAGGCAAGUGUUUGGCUUUCUUCCUGACACUGAUCGCUGUCGUGCAGACCUGGUAUGCCAUCACUGGCACCGUGUCAUGCGCUCUCCUUCUCUCUGGCGCUCCCGCUUCUUCCACUUCAAUGGACGGCUGUCUAAAUACAAGCAGUCUGAAUACUGCUCUGCUGUGGCCUAUGCCCGUUCUCUGGGAGUCUACCUGGAGAGGCUGGAGGUGUGUGUGUGUCCUCCACGUAGGUGCUUGGUAGCCCGGCGACUUGAGCUAGCCAUCAGCGGGUUGUUGUCUGAGCUGACCAGAGUAAAUGCCCCCCUGCAGCAUUUGUCCCUCGUAAGGCUGGAGUUGGAUAGGACCUCCUGGACUUUAGGGCUCAGGAACUCUUUAGGUCUGGACCUGCUCACUGCCCUGUCAUACUCUCAGAGGCGUCACUACCCCCGGUGCUAUAUCUUGUCUCUGGAUAUAAAGGGAUUCUUUUCUGCUUCUGUGCACGCCCACCGUAACGCCACCUUGCAGCUUACGAUGUCCCGCCUGCAAGGCCUCACCAACCUAAACCUGAGUUACGCCUGCCUGUCUGAUGAGCUGCUAGCGGUUCUCCAGCACAGACGCAGGGAAUGGAGACGCUCAAGCAGAGAGGGGAACACCUUGCAAACAUUUUCACUGUACUGCACUUUGAAUGAGCCCCAUCGACAGGUUGUGAGUGGUGGCUCAUGGGCAACAUUGACAUCAAGCUGCCCAGACCUGAAAGUCAAGCUUACGGUGGACCAAGUCAUCAACACUAACUGGCUUGCAAGGAUACUGCUGCCUGAGAUUCCCCUGACUGAAUAUACCAUGACAGCUUUCUACUCCCCAGACGAAGUCUGGAGCGCCAAGCCUCUCCUCUGUUACAUGCUGCCUCAGUACAGAAGCAGUCUGAAGCAUUUGACCCUGGACCUGAGCAACUGCAGUGACUCGCUGGAUGAGGAGCUGUUGGAACUGGUUAAGGUGUGUGAGCGUCUGGAGCAGCUGAGAAUCUGGGCUUUCCUGGAAAUCAGCACUGUGGAGAGGCUGCUGCACAUCAGACUGACACAGAGGAGCUUACUCAACAAGAUCAGAGUGAGAAUCUACUCAGUAAACGACGACAUCGGAGAACAGGAAGACCAGCUAGAGGAAAUAUUGUCUUCCCACCCGCAUCUCCCUCCUGAACUGGAGUUUUAUGCUAUCAUAUACCCCUUUGUUGAUCAGUGAUCACAUGCAAAGUUGACAAGUGCAUACUGAAAAAAUAAAAAAACAUUAAGCAUGAAGCCUUUGUCUU